AUGUGUAAUUUAGCGGAAUAAACAAAAGUUGGAUAGUUUAAAGGUGUUAGUUUUAGAAUCAAUAUCCAUUCUCAAAAAUAGUUUUAGUCAAUUAGAAUGUAAUUGUUUAAAAAGAAAUGUAAAGGUGAGAAUUAGAGUAAAGAAAUUCAGCGUCAGAAUGUAAAUACAUUAUUUUGAACAAAUGAGCAAGUCAAUGUACAUUGUGUGGCUAAAUUAACAUUAAAGUAUAACAUAAUAAUUGAUUUAAUAGAGAAAAUAGAUAAUAUAUUAUUCAAUUAACAAAUAUUAUAGCCAUAAUGA
Paramecium octaurelia is the source of this 300-nucleotide messenger RNA. The record is from the annotation of a GenBank genome assembly. Lineage: Eukaryota; Ciliophora; Oligohymenophorea; Peniculida; Parameciidae.